This is a messenger RNA of Diversispora eburnea, 258 nucleotides long. The record is from the annotation of a GenBank genome assembly. NCBI's taxonomy places the organism in Eukaryota, Fungi, Glomeromycota, Glomeromycetes, Diversisporales, Diversisporaceae.
AUGGUAUCCAAAAAAACUAACAAAGACCCUGAUUCGCAACCGUUGGAGAAGCCUACCAAAUCAAGACCACCUCUUGCACGAUUGGUCAAGGACGAUAUUAUAGCAAUACUUUAUACCAAAGAGCUAAAAGAUACGAACUUGCCUGACUGGUACCCUAAUAAUAUCAAAAUCGAGAAAGCGGGAAUAUCAUCCGAACUAAUGUCUCAAGAAAUAAUUACACCCGAGGAGCCUGUUAUCAUCAAACCAGAUCCUAUCGAA